Messenger RNA from Notodromas monacha, 1503 nucleotides. The record is from the annotation of a GenBank genome assembly. NCBI's taxonomy places the organism in Eukaryota, Metazoa, Arthropoda, Ostracoda, Podocopida, Cyprididae.
AUGCCUGCGAGCAUCAUGAAGGACGAUGACGAUGGCGGACCGCGAUUUGCUGGAGGAGCUUGUCAUACCUUUGAAGACAAAGGGUUCGAGUUUGACACGGGUCAUCAUUACUCACCUUACUUGAACCCAGCAAACCCUCUUCAUGUGCUUGUCAACAUCGCAGUUGGUGGGAAAAUGGACUUUAUUCGCAUGCUAAAGGACGAUGUAUAUUGCGAUGAGGUUACGAUCGGCUACGCACCAGGAGAAACGAAAAGAAGUUAUUACCUCACAGCAGGUGAUGUGAAGACUUGGAUUGAGGAUUUGACGAGACAGUUUCCUCAAGAAGAAGAAACCAUAAAAAAUCUGUCAAAGGACGUGAAAAUGGGAUGGCUCAAGUUCGCACCAUUCAUUCUCAUACGCAUGAUUCCGCAAUGGCUUGCCAGAUUUAUUCUCCGAACUGGUUUGAUUGAUUUGAUUACCAAUUACAGGAAGCUAAACAGAAGAACAACCAAGGAAGUUUUCAAAGAUAUAACGAAAAGAAGUCCGGAUAUGAGCAUGGUUUUGCAAUUACUUUCAUUCGAUGUUGUUCCGGCAAAUCAAUGGCCUUAUCCUUUCUGGACUUUUGUGGCUGCGAUCAUGUCUGGAGGAAAUCUGUAUCCAAAGGGCGGGUCGUCGGAAUAUUCGUACCGAAUGUGUAGAGAAAUCGUGGAACGUGGAGGUAAAGUGCUGGUGAAUGCACUAGUGGAUAAAAUAAUCGUAGACCCAGCAAAUAAUCGGGCUUGUGGUGUGACUGUGUCAAAGGGAUCAAGAAAUGUGGACGUCUAUGCACCCAUAAUUAUUUCAUCAGCAGGGGCCAAAGUGACAAUUGACAGCUUGUUGCCAUCCAGUGCACUGAAUCACAAAGAAAAUUUUGAUUGGGUUCAAGAAAAUCGAAAACAUAUCAAUAAUUCAGCUCACACGUAUUUCCACGUGUUCAUGGGUUUACGCGGACCUGCCGAAGAGCUGGGUUUAUAUGCUCAUUCCUGCAGGUUUUUCGCUACCAAUGAAAGCCUCGGGGAGAUAUUCGAGAGGUAUGAAAAAUUAACUUUCGAAGAAGCAAUGGAAGCUGAAAUACCGAUGAUCACGUUUCUGUCCUGUCCCAGCGUCGUUGAUCCGACGUAUGAAGUAAGACACCCAGGAAAAGGGAUUGUGGAGUUACUUGUUUGUGCGAGCAGUCAAUGGUUCACCCCCUGGAAAGGCGAGAAACUCAUGAAACGUGGAGAUGAAUAUGAAGCUAGGAAAGCGGCUUUCGGACAUAAAGUUGUUCAAACUUUAUACAAGUUAUUUCCACAACUGGAGGACAGAGUGGAAUACUUGAACUUCGGAACAGACCUCACCUGUCACGACUACUUCAAUAGACGAGGAGGUGGGUUCACCAAACUCGUACACAGUCCAGACAGAAUGUCUCUGGAGGCGUCAUUGUGUUUGGGUCCAGAAACACCGAUCAAAGGCGAGAAAAUAGUGUCAAAUCGAAUUCUUGAAUGA